Molecule: messenger RNA, 688 nt
Organism: Spinacia oleracea (spinach)
Lineage: Eukaryota; Viridiplantae; Streptophyta; Magnoliopsida; Caryophyllales; Amaranthaceae
Product: putative esterase C31F10.02
Exons: 3
Coding region: 53-529 (158 amino acids)
Molecular function (GO): fatty acyl-CoA hydrolase activity
Source: RefSeq, a predicted model, not a curated record
CGUCAUACCAACCUACGACAAAUGCAAAACAAGUCCUAAGGCUCAGAGUAUUAUGGAGGGAGCAAAACAGGUUCUACAGUUGAGCGACGACGAGUUUGGGAGCGUUUCGCGACUCGUUGUUAAGCCGCACGAGCCCCAAAUAGGACCUAGUUUCUACGAGGAUUUUGCCCUCAGAGGCAUCCAAGUUGACCGAGUCGAACCAGGUCUGAUCUUCUGCACCUUCAAGGUCCCUCCUCGCCUCAUUGAUCGAACAGGAAAUCUGGCUGGUGGUGCAAUCGCCAAUCUCGUCGACAUAGUUGGUAAUGCACUGAUUUACAGAAUUGGACAGCCAAUGAAUGUGUCUGUUGACAUGUCCAUCUCAUAUUUGUCAAAUGCAAAGCUUGAUGAUGAAUUGGAGGUUACGUCAAGACUACUAGGGAAAAUUGGAGCUGUUUCUGGAACUUCUGUUGUCAUCAAGAAGAAGGAUUCUGGAGAAAUUGUUGCUCAAGGACGACACUCAUUGUUUAGCAGACUUAAGAGUAAAAUCUGAUACUAAUACCAUUUUUAAUUUGCUCUUGCACUCGAGAGACUAUUCUUUCGUUUAUAGAUGCGAACUUAUAACUGCAGUUCUGUUACUGAUAUGUGUAAAUAAGGAGUCACAAGCAGAUCAAACAUUUGGGAAUCAAAUAAAUUCUGGAUAUUGUUUGUA